UAUAACACUUGCAAGUUCCCAAGCCAAAAAUCUUGGAAGUCCCCACCCUCGCUCUCCUGAAACCCCUAUUUUCUAUUUUCCACUGUCAUCCUGGAUUCUUCUCCCAAACAAAAGAUGAGAUCCAAAAUCCAAAGCCCCAUCAAUCUUAAGCUCAUUCUCAUUGGUUUUUUCUUAGUUUUUCUACUCUUUUUGGUACUGAGAUCAACUUUUUCACCUUCUUCUCAGCAAACUCAAUCUCUUGAUCACUCAUCAGCUGUUUCAAACUCAUCAUCAGAAGAUCAAGAAACUGAUCAAGAUCAGCCAAAAUCUCCUUCAAUAGCUUGUCCAACACAUACUUGUAACAAGAUAUCUCCAUCACUAGCAAAUGCUUUAGUCCACUAUGCAACUUCAAAUGUUACCCCACAACAAACAUCCAAAGAAAUCUCAGUUUCCUUAAGAGUUCUUGAGAAGAAAUCCCCUUGUAAUUUCUUGGUCUUUGGUUUAGGCCAUGACAGCUUAAUGUGGACAGCUCUAAACCAUGGUGGAAGAACGGUUUUUCUUGAAGAAGACAAGUCAUGGAUAGAGCAAAUACAAAGCCAAUUACCAGGUUUGGAAUCAUACCAUGUUAUAUAUGACACAAGAAUAACUCAAGCUGAUGAACUCCUGGAAAUUGGAAUGAGCAAUGAAGAUUGCAAGAAAGUGACAGAUCCAAGAUUUUCCAAAUGCCAACUUGCUCUAAAGGGGUUGCCUCAAGAAGUGUUGGAAACUGAUUGGGAUUUGAUAAUGGUGGAUGCACCAACUGGUUGGCAUGAUGGAGCACCAGGAAGGAUGACUGCAAUCUACACUGCUGGAUUGAUUGCUAGGAACAAAGAAAAUGGAGAAACUGAUGUAUUUGUUCAUGAUGUUAAUAGAGUUGUGGAAGAUCAAUUUUCAAAGGCUUUUCUUUGUGAAGGGUAUUUGGUAGAACAAGAAGGGAGGAUUAGACACUUCAACGUUCCUAGCCAUAGGGCGCGUUUGGGUAGACCUUUUUGUCCUUAAAGAGGUUUUUUCCAAGAUUUUUCCAACUUUAUUUCUCUAAAAAUAAUUUUUAUUUCCUUGUUGCUUGCCACAUUUAUUUUCAUUCUCUUGUUUGAUCUACUUACUUAUGUACAUUGAGGAAUAUGUUAAUUGGUACUAUUAUCUUCUUUGAUAUAAAAAUAAUAUUGGGAUUGAUUUCA
This is a messenger RNA of Lycium ferocissimum, 1196 nucleotides long. RefSeq names its product glucuronoxylan 4-O-methyltransferase 3-like. Gene Ontology annotation, molecular function: glucuronoxylan 4-O-methyltransferase activity. Gene Ontology annotation, biological process: xylan biosynthetic process. The record is from RefSeq and is a predicted model, not a curated record. The transcript has a single exon. The coding region runs from base 115 to 1017 and encodes 300 amino acids. Lineage: Eukaryota; Viridiplantae; Streptophyta; Magnoliopsida; Solanales; Solanaceae.